CGGUUAUACAGCAGGUCCUGGCUCCUCUGCAGGGAGGUCUGCCCCAACAGACAGGAGUCAUCAUCCAGCCUCAGCAGAUCGUUUUAGCUUCAGGAAACAAAGUCCAAGGCAACACACAGGUGAUGCAGGCAGCAGCCAUGGUGCAGCAGGCAGGUCAGGCUGCAGGAGCGGCUGCAGCCGCAGGAGGAGCAGCUCAGGUCCAGCAGGUCCAGCAGAUCCAACAGGUCCAGCAGGUCCAGGGUGCAGCUGCACCGCAGGCCCCCCCACAGCCUCAGGCCCAGCAGCAGCCACAAGCACAGCAGCCUCCCAUGAUGCUCCAGGUGGACGGAGCCGGGGACACUUCCUCGGAUGAGGACGAGGAUGAAGAGGAGGAGUACGAUGAAGAUGACGACGAGGAGAAAGACAAGGAUGGUGGGGAGGACGGACAGGUCGAAGAGGUGAGCCAGUCUGCAGUACUGCUUGUGUUUGUAGUUUUACACAGUAAUUCACCAGGUUUUUAUUUACACCUGAGACAACAAAACUCGGGCUCGACAAGACUGGAGCUCGACAAGACUGGGGCUCAGCAAGACUGGGGCUCGGCAAGACUGGGGCUCGGCAAGACUGGGGCUCGGCAAGACUGGGGCUCGGCAAGACUGGGGCUCGGCAAGACUCUGGCUCGACAAGACUCUGGCUCGACAAGACUCUGGCCCUACAAAACUCUGGCUCGACAAGACUCUGGCACGACAAGACGCAGGCUCGACAAAACUCAGGUUUGACAGGUUCGACAAAACUCUGGAUCGGCAAGACUCUGGCUCGGCAAGACCUGGACUCGACAAGACCCGGACUUGACAAGACUCGGGCUCGGCAAGACCCGGACUCGACAAAACUCGGGCUCGACAAGACUCGGGCUCGACAGGUUCGACAAAACUCGGGCUCGACAAGACUCGGGCUCGACAGGUUCGACAAAACUCGGGCUCGACAGGUUCGACAAGACUCGGGCUUGACAGGUUCGA
Molecule: messenger RNA, 992 nt
Organism: Austrofundulus limnaeus
Lineage: Eukaryota; Metazoa; Chordata; Actinopteri; Cyprinodontiformes; Rivulidae
Source: RefSeq, a predicted model, not a curated record